AUGCAGAAUGGUCAUCCUAUUGCAUAUGCCAGCCGAACACUAUCUGAGACAGAAACAAAAUAUGCUCAGAUAGAGAAGGAAAUGUUGGCCAUCGUUUAUGCGGUCGAGAAACUUAACGACUACACGUUUGGCAGAAAAGUUACCGUCUACAGUGAUCAUAAACCUCUAGAAAGUAUUUUGAAGAAAACUCUUCACCGAGCGCCCAAGAGACUGCAGGGUAUGAUGAUCCAUCUCCAGAAGUAUGACAUCGAAGUGAAGUAUGUGAAAGGAAGCAACAUGUUCCUUGCCGAUACGUUGUCCAGAGCGAGCAUCCCCGGUGAUGGGAAAAGUGGUCCAGAGUUCGAGACCAUCAACAUAAUGAAGUACCUGCCAAUUUCCGACGAACGGUAAAGGAAAUACAACGAGAAACAAAAAGCGACGUGUCCCUCCAAGUCUUGACGACGGUGAUUCGGCAGGGGUGGCCAGAGCAAAAAGAAGAUCUUCCAAAUGUUGUGGCACCCUACUUCAACAUCCGAGACGAGAUGUCGAUCCAAGAUAGUCUAGUGUUCAGAGGAUAAAAAGUGGUUAUUUCGCAAGCAAUUAGAAGCAAGAUGCUGGGAAAACUCUACAACUCCCACCUGGGAAUAAAUGGUUGCCUUAAUCGAGCUCGAGAGUGCCUUUACUGGCUCGGUAUGUCCAACGAUAUCAAGAACCAUGUGUCAACCUGCGAAGCCUGUCGUGAAUAUGAGAGAAGUCAGCCAAAGGAAACUUUAUGUAGUCAUGAAGUGCUAAAUUGACCCUGGCAACGUGUAGGAAUAGACUUAUUUGAACUAGAGAGAAAACACUAUCUAGUUACCGCUGACUAUUUUAGUGAUUUCUUUGAGCUGGAUCACUUGAAUAAUAUCUCCUCAGUACACGUCAUUAGAAAAAUCAAGAGUCAUUUCGCGAUACACGGCAUACCCGAACAGGUGAUAACGGACAAUGGCCCCCAGUUCGUGGCACACGAUUUCCAGAUAUUUGCUAAGGAAUGGGACUUCGAGCACGUCACCUGUAGUCCAUACCACAGUCAAGCGAAUGGUAAAGCCGAAAGCGUUGUAAAAGAAGCUAAGAAAAUCCUAAGAAAGUCGAAGAAAACAAAGUCAGAUGCGUUUUUGGCGGUUCUUGACCAUCGAAAUACCCCCUCCGCGAGCAUGAAGAGCAGUCCAGCCCAGCGCCUGUUGAAUAGGCGGGCAAGAACCUUGUUGCAAACAACAGCGAAGCUGCUACAACCACAAUCGAUUGACAGCGGUACCACGGUAAAGAAACUAGUGGAGCGGAAAAGACAACAAGCCAAGUAUUACAACAGGGAAGCUGUCGAAUUGAAAUAG
Molecule: messenger RNA, 1346 nt
Organism: Paramuricea clavata
Lineage: Eukaryota; Metazoa; Cnidaria; Anthozoa; Malacalcyonacea; Plexauridae
Source: the annotation of a GenBank genome assembly